Miscanthus lutarioriparius is the source of this 1770-nucleotide messenger RNA. Lineage: Eukaryota; Viridiplantae; Streptophyta; Magnoliopsida; Poales; Poaceae. The record is from the annotation of a GenBank genome assembly.
AUGAUCCUCACCGAAAACGCCGUUCCCACUCUCGUCUCCAUCGCAAACAACCGACAACCGACUGACAACCACACAGCGGAGCCCAAAAAAGGUCCAGAUAAACAAGAUUAUCGUGUGCAAAAUGUGAUUAAAUUGACUGAGAAAUGGACCAUUAACUGUACUAUUAGGAUUAGGACCUGGACCUAUGCCUACAAGAUGAUAAGGUCGAAGGGUGACCCUUUAGAUCCUUUGAACAGCUCUAGGAGUCCUGUUGACCCCAGUAAACACCUCAAUCUGCACAAUGGGUAUGACGAGGUUACGACAUCAGUGAGUGGCCGCGCAGAUGAUCUUUCCUACCGCUGCUCGUCAGAUACCUUUGAUCCUGACGGACGCACUUUCAAUAUUUCAGGAAAUUGGACUGUGCUGUCCACAGAGGGAGAUAAACCUAUUCCUCGUUUCUAUCAUGCAGCAGCCAUCGUAAGUAGCAAGAUGGUAGUGUUUGGUGGUGAUUCUGGUCAACGCUUAUUAGGUGACACAAAGAUACUGAAUUUAGAGAAGCUUACUUGGGAUUCUGCGCCUCCUAAAGUUUACCCAUCACCAAGUGGACGUUCGAUGAAGUUGCCAGCCUGCAAAGGUCAUUGUCUGGUUCCAUGGGGAAAUAGUGUCAUUCUUGUCGGAGGUAAAACUGAGCCUGCUUCUGAUCGUUUAUCAGUAUGGACUUUCAAUACAGAAACAGAGCUUUGGUCACUUAUUGAAGCCAAGGGUGAUAUCCCUGCAGCUCGAAGCGGCCACACGGUGAUUAGAGCUGGUGCUACAUUGAUACUUUUUGGCGGUGAGGACACAAAAGGAAAGAAACGGCAUGACCUUCACAUGUUUGAUCUUAAGUCAUCAACAUGGCUUCCAUUGAACUAUAAAGGCACUGGACCUUCUCCAAGAUCCAAUCAUGUUGCUACACUGUAUGAUGAUAGGAUCCUUCUAAUUUUUGGAGGCCACUCAAAAUCUAAGAUACUUAAUGACUUGUAUUCUUUAGAUUUUGAUACAAUGGUAUGGUCAAGAGUGAAGACCCAUGGUCCUCACCCAUCACCUCAAGCUGGUUGCAGUGGAACUCUGUGUGGAACUAAGUGGUACAUAGCUGGCGGUGCAAGCAAGAAAAAACUACCCCCUAGUUCAUCAAUUACUACAAAAAAAGGUUUCAGCAUGGUUCCUUUCUACCACAGGGACAAGAUUGCUCUUAUUGCAUUUGGAGGGAACAAAAAAGAGCCGUCCAACAAGGUUGAAGUAUUAGUGGUACUGCAAAAUGAGCAUUCUUUUAGUUGGCGUUCGGCCCCAGAAGUGGACCGUGUGCUGUACGAGUACCCUCCAAGCAAUAAGGAGCUUGCUGAUCAUCUCAACAAAUGUGCCCCCUUGUACUCUAACAGUUCCAUCGCAAGGCAUAGUCUCACUUCUGUGAUAGAACACCCUCCUAGAAGGGAACCCCUCUCUGAGUCAUUGUUGAAGCAGUCCAGUUUGGGCACUUCACUCCAUGGGCAGUUGGAUCAAGUAGAAGAGUGCAGCCUAGAUUGUUUCUUACAGCCGAAAGGGCAUCGGAGCAAAAGGACAGGACCUGGUAUUCAGAAUGACAUAGCAGAAAAUAUGGUGACUGGAGGAUCAAAUGAGCUGCAUUCCACUCGUAGAGUUUUAGCAGGAGAACAGUCGCGAGCGUUCCAGCUCCAGGUUGAAGUGUUCCAUCUCAAGCAGAGGCUGCAAAUACUGGAGGGAAGAUCAGGAACACCCACCAAACAACCUCUAUAG